Molecule: messenger RNA, 892 nt
Organism: Macadamia integrifolia
Lineage: Eukaryota; Viridiplantae; Streptophyta; Magnoliopsida; Proteales; Proteaceae
Exons: 6
Coding region: 145-630 (161 amino acids)
Source: RefSeq, a predicted model, not a curated record
UCUCUUUCUCCUCAAUCUUCCCUUCUUCCUCUGCCUCUUCCUCGCUCUUCCCACUCUCACCUCGUCUGCAAUCUUAACCUUCUUCUUCCUCUGCUCUCGCUGUAAAUCUUGUCCCUUUCCUUCUUUUAGGCGAAAUUUAGAGAUAUGGAAGGAAAGAAGCAAGUGGGUUCGUCGUCCUCGUUCCCUUCUGAUCUUUUCGGUUCCACCAAGGAAUCAUCACCAUCCAAGGGAAUUUUCGGGUCUGUAUUUCUGCCUGCAUCAAAGAUGGUAGGGAGGGAUUCAUCACACUCUGAGCUGUUGGGAUCUUUGAGAAAACAAGAUUCAGUGAAGGAUAUCUGGAACAACAAACAUGGAUCAGCACCAGAUGGCAGCAAUGCUCAAAGCAGAGAAUUAGGUAAUAAGAGUAGCAUACCCAACAAGGAUAGCAAUCCCAAUAUUUAUCAUCAGGAUGAGUCAAUGGGACCAUGCUAUCUCAGCUCCUCUCUUUACUAUGGUGGACAAGACAUCUAUUCCAGUUCCUCAAGUACCCAGGCAUCAUCUGGAUCUACCCUUCUUUACAAGCAAGAUGGGGGAGAGGAUCCAAAUGAUGCUUCAAGAGGAAAUUGGUGGCAAGGUUCACUCUAUUACUGAGACCUUAAUCAACACAUGCAUGAUCAUGUAUUCAUCUAUGUAUAAGGAAUUAGAUGACGUCCUGGCAAUGACUUUUGUCGGCCAUGUGAGAUAUGGAAGGUAUAACCAAGCCUCCUAUGUUAUUUGAUCUUGUUUUACAGGAGGCUUUACUGCAUGUAAGAAGAUGCUUGUGAUUUGAAUUUUAUUGCUGCUUUUAGGUUGUGUGUAACUUGGAUUCUACUAUAUAUGUGAAAUAUGUAAAUGGAAAAUAAUUUUCUUUAAA